Molecule: messenger RNA, 802 nt
Organism: Papilio polytes (common Mormon)
Lineage: Eukaryota; Metazoa; Arthropoda; Insecta; Lepidoptera; Papilionidae
Gene: Sld5
Product: DNA replication complex GINS protein SLD5
Exons: 2
Coding region: 79-735 (218 amino acids)
Biological process (GO): DNA-templated DNA replication; double-strand break repair via break-induced replication
Cellular component (GO): GINS complex
Source: RefSeq, a predicted model, not a curated record
UAGAAAAUUGCAGUAUUUGUAUUAGUUUUGAUAUAUUAGAGUUGUUGUUAAAUAAUUUAAUAGAAUGUUUUAAAGAUAAUGAACAUGGAAUAUGAAAACAUCGAACUAAGCGACGACGAAGAAGAAAUCACAGCUCAAACGGUACUCAAAACACUGCAAAAUGCAUGGCAAAAUGAACGGCUAGCACCGGAAAUUCUACCACAUCAAAAUGAAAUGGUUGAGUGUAUGUUGGGACAAAUACAGCAUAUGGAAAAGAAUAUAAACAAACUUCCAAAAACUGAUCUUCGUGCUUCUAUACAUAAGAUGGAACUAAACAGAAUUAAGUUUAUUAUUUGCAAUUAUUUGAAAACAAGGUUAGAUAAAAUAGAAAAGUAUUGCAUUUCCAUAAUGAAUGAUGAAAAACAAAGAGUAGAAUCUGGUACUAAUUAUUUGACUCCGCAAGAGUACAAGUAUGCUCAGGAAUAUUUGAUGAAUAUGGAAAGUCAUUUAAAAGAAGCAGCUUUAGAUCAUGUGCCAGGGAACAUGCAAAGCUUUGACCUUAACAAGUUAGUCAUUUAUCCUAAUUUACAAGCACAUGUGUUCCUGAGAGCAAAUGAGACAGUAACAGGAAUUAUUUUAGAAGAUCUGGGCGGUGAUCAAGAUGAAGAAAUAGAUUUAGAAGAAAAUUCACAACAUAUCCUUCAGUACAAGCCAAUUGCAGAUUUAUUAAAAAGUGGAAAAGUACAACUUAUGUAAUGAUCAUAGGAAACAUUUGAAAAGUUUGGUAAUUUAAUGUAGGUUAAUAAAUUUUUAUUAUAUAUAA